UCCAGGGCCCCUCUGGAUACCAGCCUUAAGGCUGAUUGGGCCACCCUGGUAAAAUAAAGCUUACCCUCUUACCCCUUAUGUAACUACGCCUUUGCGAAAUAUUAUCGUUUUAUUUUUUCUUUAGUAUUUUACAUUACAGUAUUCAGUGAGACAGUUCAGUUAAAUAAAAUUUAUAAAAUUGCCAAACACAACGGCCAAAAGUAUGCAUGAUUACGCCCUAUUUUUUCUUUAGUAUUUUACAUUACAGUAUUCAGUAAGACAGCUCAGUUAAAUAAAAUUUAUAAAAUUGCCAAACACAACGGCCAAAAGUGUGCAUGAUCUCGUCCUAGCUCACUUUCUUGUUCUUUCUUAUUAAAUAUCAUACGAUAAAAUCUCUUUUUUUCUUCGAAACUAACAAACGGCCCUUAACCAAUGGCUCUCCGAAAUAUGCACCACCCUACAUCCAGGAACGCAAAGAACAACAACCUCAUCCUUGUUCACGACAGGACUCACUCAGCUAG
Molecule: messenger RNA, 500 nt
Organism: Pocillopora meandrina
Lineage: Eukaryota; Metazoa; Cnidaria; Anthozoa; Scleractinia; Pocilloporidae
Source: the annotation of a GenBank genome assembly